ACCACAUACCAAACCCGCCACCAAACAUUUCUCCAUCAAUCUUUACCUCUUCACCCCUAACCCCCUACUUCAAUUUAGGAUCAUCAUGACCCAUUUGUGUGGUUUGACUAUCACUUGUAUAGUGAUUACAGGAGAGAGAGAAAAACACAAAUUAUAGAACAUGGAUGACUCCCAAGAAGAAGCCACAAACCGAUUCAAAUUCAACGACUGGGAAUCACUCCCUUCCACCCACAACCACAACCACCGCAACAACCACAACCGUUCCUCCUCGCACCACCCACUUCCUCUUCGCACCACCCAUCACCACCACCAGCACCUCUCCGUCUUCCCGCCGAUCAACCACGAAGAUCUUCCAAUCCCACCACCGCCGCCGCCUCCGCCGCACGCGCCGCUUACUCUCUCCAAUUUCACUUCGGACUCUGAUUCUCCCUCCCCUUCUUCUCCUCCCCCGCCAAAACCCAGGAAUUCUUUGUUGAUUAAUAAAUGGGUUGAUUUUGUUCUUCAUCUUUGGAAUUCUAAGCUUCGGUCUUGUCUUGCGAUUGUUUGCUCUCGUGGGUUUUUUUCCUUGGUUUUUCCGGCGGCUUCUACGGUCUGGGUUUUGGUUUUUUUGUGGUUUUGGGUUCGGCGGCGGCGGCAGCGGUUAAGGAGGGAUGGUGGGAAGGAAAGUGUUGAGCAUUUGAAGGUUUUGAUUAAGGAAAAAGAUGAGAUUAUUCAGCUCUUAGAGCAGAUUGCUCUUAUGAAUAAGGUAUUGCUAGCACGGUACAAAAUUCCUGUUAUAAAAUCCAGCUGAUUGAGAGUAUACGCAUACGCAUGGCUGUGUUUAGGAAUGUGGCUGGCUCAUUGGAACCAUCAAUCAGGUGUGCAACUGUGCUAUAUGUAUUUAUAUUUAUUGUAUAUCUUACGCAUAAUCUACAAGUUGGUCUAGUAUUAGGCUAAUAUGUACUUGUAUAUAAGUUUUGUUUUACUGUACUGUUUAGUACUUCGUAUAAAGUUCUUAAUGUGCCUAUGCAUGUAAAUGGCAAUAACAUUAGUAUUUUUUGUAGUUUCUUCAUUGUAAUCAAUCUUUAGCUCAAUUCUUUUAUGUUGAUGGAUUUUGGAGUCA
Molecule: messenger RNA, 1102 nt
Organism: Chenopodium quinoa (quinoa)
Lineage: Eukaryota; Viridiplantae; Streptophyta; Magnoliopsida; Caryophyllales; Amaranthaceae
Product: formin-like protein 2
Exons: 2
Coding region: 161-790 (209 amino acids)
Source: RefSeq, a predicted model, not a curated record